Messenger RNA from Manihot esculenta (cassava), 2302 nucleotides. Its product is annotated as peroxisomal (S)-2-hydroxy-acid oxidase GLO4. Bases 409 to 1521 code for a protein of 370 amino acids. The transcript is spliced from 15 exons. Gene Ontology annotation, molecular function: FMN binding; oxidoreductase activity. NCBI's taxonomy places the organism in Eukaryota, Viridiplantae, Streptophyta, Magnoliopsida, Malpighiales, Euphorbiaceae. The record is from RefSeq and is a predicted model, not a curated record.
UAUUGAUAAUUUUUUUCACUGCGUCAAAAAAUGUCAAUUGAAUCCAGAGUAUUUUGUCAUUGCAUUAAAUAAGAUUUGAAGCCUCUGACUGCGUUCCCCUGAAGCUGUUUGAUGGGGGACCACUUGAAACGUCACUUGUGAGCAGACAAUGACAAAGGAUAACAAUCACAAUACUCAACGCAACUUUAAUUUCCUUUUUCCUGCCCAAAAUUUACUUUCGUUUCAUGAUUUAAUCCAUCCACGUUUUGUCUUAUCACAUAACCACAACUCCGAAAUACACUCUUACAGGCUUACAGCUCAUUUUUCUGGUAUUUCUUUGCUCUUAUCAGGUUUGCUUUUCUUGUAGUUAGCUUGCUCUUGAUCCUCUCGUGAGUUUUGGCCUUGAUUGCCGGUAAGUUCUUGGUUAAAAUGGCAGCUGAACCAGUUAACUUGAAUGAAUUCCAAAUUAUGGCUAAGAAAGUCCUGCCAAAAAUGUACUAUGACUUCUACACUGGAGGAGCAGAGGACCAGUAUACACUGAAAGAGAAUGUGGAAGCUUUUCAAAGAAUCACGUUUCGGCCUAGAGUUCUUGUGGAUGUUAGCAGAAUUGAAUUGUCUACUACUAUACUUGGUCACACUAUAUCAUCACCUAUAAUGAUAGCUCCAACCUCUAUGCAUAAGCUAGCUCACCCUGAAGGAGAAAUUGCUACUGCCACAGCAGCAGCUGCAUGUAACACCAUAAUGGUUUUAUCCUUCUCUGCUACAUGCAGUCUGGAAGAGGUUGCUGCAAGCUGCAAUGCUGUUCGGUUCUUUCAAUUAUAUGUGUAUAAGAGACGCAGUAUAGCUGCCAACUUAGUGCAGAGAGCUGAAAGGAAUGGAUACAAAGCUAUUAUCCUCACAGUUGAUUGUCCGAGACUCGGUCGAAGAGAAGCAGACAUAAAGAACAACAUGAUUGUACCUCAGCUGAAGAAUUUGGAGGGUCUUUUAUCAACUCAAGUUGUAUCUGUGAGUACAAUAAUUGAAGACAAAGGUUCUAGCUUAGAAGCUUAUGCGAAUGAAACCUUUGAUGCUUCUUUAUGUUGGAAGGAUGUAGGAUGGUUAAAAUCUAUUACAAAAUUGCCAAUUGUGGUCAAGGGGAUACUGACUCGUGAAGAUGCCAUGAAGGCCAUAGAAGUAGGCGUCGAGGGAAUUAUUGUGUCCAAUCAUGGAGCUCGGCAGCUAGAUUUUACUCCUGCCACUAUUUCUGCACUGGAAGAGGUUGUUGAUGCUGUUAAAGGGAAAGUUCCGGUCCUCCUUGACGGAGGAGUACGCCGGGGAACAGAUGUUUUCAAGGCAUUGGCACUCGGUGCACAAGGAGUCUUUGUUGGCAGGCCUGCUAUCUACGGGCUGGCAGUGAAGGGAGGACAAGGAGUGAGACAGGUGAUUGAAAUGCUAAAGAAUGAGCUUGAGCUCACCAUGGCCCUUUCUGGCUGUCCUAGUCUCAAAGAUAUUAGCAGGAGCCAUGUAAGGACUGAGCGUGAGAGGCUCCAAUCGAUGCUCUAGUGCCGCCACAAAGUGUGCUUCAGCUAGGACUAGCAUGUUAAAUGGCAGCUGAGCCAGUAACGUGAAUGAGUUCCAAAUAAUGGCUAAGAAAGUCCUGCCAAAAAUGUACUAUGACUUCUACACUGGAGGAGCCGAGGACGAGUAUAAGCUGAAAGAGAAUGUGGAAGCUUUUCAAAGAUUCAUGUAUGUUCUUCAAACUGAUGACGGAUAGUGUUAAAGAACAGGACACUUCCUUUUAGUAAACCAUGUAUUUGGCUUCUCAGGACAAAUAAGAGCUUUGAUGCUUCUUUAAGUUGGAAGGUAGUUUUAACUUGCAUAAGAAUGGCGGCAACAGAACUCUUAAUUGUACAGCAGCUAGAGAAGAUGGAUAUGAUUUAGAGAAAAAUACUGCUUGGUUAGCCAAUUAAGAUGAUUCUUCAGCCUUCUUGAUGUUUAGGAUGUAGAAUGGUUAAAAUCUAUUACAAACUUGCCAACUGUGGUCAAGGGGAUACUGAUUCGAGAAGAUGGUCAAAACAGGCAGCUUCGAGGGCAUAUAAACGACAUCGUACAGGAAGCACUUGGACCCACAAAAUGAAAAUACGAUUACAACCUUUUCAUUUUCAAUGAUAGGUUUCAGUUCACUGAAGAGUUUCGAGAUACUAACUUCAUUUGCCAGAUUAGAACAUUGAUCGUCUCUCAGUCACUUACCUUCCAUUCUUUUUUCCUUUGACAUUGUAUUGUAAACUUGUCUUAGCAGUACUCUGAUCUCUGUUUAGGCCAGAUUCAAAUACUUUCAUCCAGG